AUGUGAACGGGGUUCUCCCAAAGAGUUUUUUAAAAACAGUAAAGCUCAGCAGAAAACAUUUAAGCCACCCCUGAACUUUUAGCUUUUUUCAUUUAUGGUACAAAUUUUAUUUAGUAUAGCCUGAAUGAGUUUUUCUAAAUUGGCACCCCAAUUGAAUUCACAAUUGAAUUGCGUUAAUAUGUACAAAAAAUACCGUUGAAAUUAAUAUAAUUUACCCCCGAAUAGAAUUUUUCUGGGGGAUUAAUUGAUGCCAUUUCAGUUUGUUUUGCUUCACGUGUAUGUCUGCAUCACACCCCUGAGACAACAUCAGGUUGUACAUGGGGAUUAGAGUUUGUCUGCCAGAGUCUGCGCACAUGUCAUGUAAAUCCUCCGGCCGUCAGUCUGGUGUCUUCUGGCUGCUCUGACGGGACUCGGGUUUCAGUCGGAGGAGUUAAUCAACACACCCGGUUAAUAAUUCAGCAGCGAUGGCCGAGCUUGUUGCCGAAAUCCCCUCUGCGUUUCACAGCCUGAGCUUCGCACCUACCUCUGCGCCCUUUACCGGAGUCCUUAAUUACGCAGCUUUCAGGGCAGGUGUAGAGUUGCAGGCAGACGCGGAGGUGAAGAGGCUGCGGCCUCUGAGAGUAGAGUGGCAUGUAAGAGGAGGGAGCGUCACCUCGGCCUGAUGAUGGGCGCAGGUUGAACUUUGAUGGAUGGACGACAAGCUGGUUCAAUGCGUUUUUGUGUGAACACUGAGUCUGUGCAGUUAGACCAGUAUGACGCCUGUUCUUAACCCGGCUCUUCUGCCUCAGCUGAACAGCUCUGUCUCAUCUACAGGAUAAAACCAAGCGGAAUAUAUUUGUUACUAUCUGGAUUGGUUGCCUGCUUGCGUCUGACUCAGGAGACUUACAAUGCGGUCGACACCAGCUGCGUACAUGGUGUGCAUCCUGUUUGGGAUCAUAUGUGAUGCCAAGCAAGUGCAUUCUCAACCCAAAGUAAUACAAAGACAGACUGACCAGGAUCCUGAGGAGGCCACCAAAUUAGAGGAAGACAUCCAGAAAGUUAUUAACCAGAUCCACUCUUUGUCCGGUGAAAAUGAAAACACACGCAGCUUCAUCUUCUCUCCCACAGAGGAGACGUUUUCAUUAGAUGCAUACUAUAGUGUACUGAGUAACCUGUACGCUCUCUUCCAACCGCUGCUGAGAGAGAGAUUCUUAGAUGACCUUCCCAAAAUUUUAGUCUGUAUUUUGUCUGGGAAGCAGGACUGUGGCCUUGAGGCAGAGUUAACAAAGACUGUGUCCCUGGAGUUAGGGAAGCCACUGCUGAUGUUUGUGUCGUCUCUGAGAUCCCAGACAUGCUCUCCUCUGAACAGCAAUGCCGAGUCAUUCAGCUUCUCCGGGGCCUACCUCAGGAUGGAGGAGUCAGUGGCGACAGCACUAAAUGGUCUUCAGCAAACCUUUAUAAAUAUACUGUCAAGUAUCCCUCUUUCUGGGACUCUGAUGAGCUCUGUGAGCGGCUUCAUGGAUGCAGCUGUGACAAAUGUCUCAAAGUUCAUGGCAAUGUUACUCCAAGUACCAAUGGACUACAUCAAAAUAGCUUUACAGUUUGGAAUAAGAAUACCAUCUUUAGACGGACAAGAGACCUGUAAGCAAGGAGAUCUCAAGCAGCUCAUUAUGUGGGGGAUGAACCACAAUGUGAGCUGGUCCUUCACUGACUCCAUCACUGACAUCCUCCUGGACAUCUUCCUGCCUCCACAGCAGUCUCUGUGCACAUAUCCAGGGCCAGAGUGCCGGAGUCCUCUCAGGGUCCCCUUCCAGCGCAGCGUCUCAGAGGCAAUAGAAAACAGCCACGACAUCCUUCUCAAGUGUGAUCGCCACAAUCUGGCCAGGCUCAAUGACACACUGUGCGCUGACAUCCUCACGGGUUCAAGAGUGGGGUCGUCUACAUCUGUGCUCACCUUUUGCCAGGCGCUAAACUCCCUCCGCCCUAACCAGAUAGAGCAGGUGUGGAGCACCACGUGUUAUAUUAUUCAGGCACUGGUGUCUCCACUCCUCAGCAGGUCACCUGACUGCAGUGUUGGGGACACGCAGCCCUCCCCUGCCGUCACCCCUCCCUCUAAGACUCUUUCCCUCCCUCAAUUUACGCCUCAUCGAGUAGCUAGAGAAGCCCCCAACCUCAAACUGCUCGCCUGUAACUACAACAGCUGGUUGGAAAACAAGAUGGUGGAUGCCGUCCUUGUGACACUCUGCAGUGAUAAUGAGCGUGAGGAGUUUGUGAAGCAGGUGUGUAACAAUGCCUUGUUGAUGAGGAAGUUGCUCUCAGACCGGAUGAACAGCUGGCUGUAUGCAUACUGUUCCAACUCCUCUGCAGACCUUGGGUACAUGGUGAGUCAUUUCUGCACCUAUGAGCAGUGGAUUGACCAGCCCACAAUGCCGGUGGACCCCCUCUUACUGGAGUUCUGCAUGAGCCUGGACAGUUCCAGACUUACCAAACUAAUCUGUGAGCACACCGGAUUCUUCAUGCUUUUAUUCUCCAACCCUGACAAUUUCCAGUUCAUGCCAAACUGCACAAACGUCCCUCCUCCCCUACCACUCCCUAACCCAGAUUCCUUAAUGUUAGAGUCUUGUCAGUACUCCGAGUGGCAUGAUCUGAUGCAAAUCGCCCCAGAUGUUUUGUUACAAUGCAUCCGCCUUGAUCAGAGUGGUUUCGCUAAAGAGGUUUGCUCUAACAAAACUUUUCUAAACAGCCUGCUGAGUAAUCAGGAAAACGCUUGGCUCGAGAAUCACUGCGAAACAUCCCUUACCAUUCCAAUCCCUGAGCCAACCCUGCCCUUCAACAUCGCAGACUGGUGUGACUACCACACGUGGGGAGAACGGCAGGUGGACGAUUCGGUGGUUGGCUUCUGUUGGCACAAUGAUCAGCUGGCUUUUCAGAAGAACGUCUGCUGCAAGGCGCCUGUGUUUGAAAAGCUGUUAGAAAACCCUCAGAACAAAUGGCUGGUUUCAGUCUGCACAGACAUAGAGGACAUAAAGGUGUUACCACAGGUGUGCAAGUACUCUGAGUGGACCCGUCCCAUCAUCGUGGACAUGACUGAACUAGCUCUCUGCGCUGAGAGUGACCCGUCCAACUUCACCUCCAAAGUCUGCAACAAUGAUACCAUCCUCCAGAACUUGUUGACCAAUCAGGACAACACCUGGUUGAUACAGCACUGUGCUAACCAUUCAAAUACUGGGGUGUCUCCUGAUGGUGGUGUGGGACAAGGAGGUGACCUGAGUGGAUUCGACCCUGCUGAGCAGUGCCAGUACUCCAGCUGGAGUGUAUCUCUUCCAGAUGCAGCCCUCCUGACUCUCUGCUGGGAGCACGAUCAGGCCAAUUUUGUCUCCUCUAUAUGCCAUAACACAAUUCUUCUUUUUUUGCUGUCCCGGGAGCCGUCCAGUGUUUGGGUGAGCAGCAUAUGUACCGCCUACACCAACUACACCACUACCAAGAACAGCACCACUGCAGUUAACUCUUGUCUGGCCAGAAACCUGGUGAAGCGAUUCAACUGGACCUGCUCAGCCGACUUCACCUCAGCCUGCCAGCCCGGGGCCAGUCCCAGUAUGGCCCUGCAGAUGAUAGUGCGCUGCUGGGUGGAGAGUCUGAGGUCCAGGGUGGAGGAUCUGCUGACUCCACGUGUGGCUACAGUGCUGGAGCAGGCAGUCAGCACUACUGUAGUGGUCCUAUUGGCUCUUGAGGAGGUCCAGAACACCUCGCUGCAUGUCACAGAAAACAUAAGACUCAGUGUGUUAGCGUCUGUAGUUCGCUAUCUCGAGAGGGAAAACAACUUUGACAAAAAGAGGGUCUUGCUGCAGUGCUUCGGGACAGUACUAACCAGCUUGAUGCAGACGGCAAGAGAUGUGACCAGUGAUGGAGUCUUUGUCAUUAACGAGUACUUCACUAUACCGCUGAGCCGCCUGAGGUCAGUGCUCAGUACAGCUCACAUCUCCACCGUCAGACUGAUCCUUCAGUACUACAGCAGAAACAAGGGGAGACUGCAGUUGCCAGAUAAGUACCUGUCCACGAUGGUGUCAGUGCUGCUCCAGACCCACGUGGUAAAAGAUGGUAGUCUCUUCCCUGAGCUGGCUCCCCUGCUGGCCUCAGCUAGCCCAGCUGACAUCCAAUCUUUGCCCUCACUGCAGAACAACAUCAUUGUCAGGGAGACCAUUAACAGAAACUUGGAGCACAUGACUCUGGACCAGCGGGAGGCAUUUGGCUUGUGGUACAGCAAAGUGAUGUCUCCAUCCAACAUCAGCAGAGGUCAUCAGUCACUCAUCAGGGACACUGGAAACCUGAUCACCUACCUGCCCUUCCGCAACUUCCAACACCUCUCAUCUGCUCAGCUGUUGGACGGGCUGGAUGUGUUGCAGAGAAACAACCUCACUUCUCUAAAGCAGGAAUUCAUCGCUCGCAGCCUCAUCAGCACCUUCACAAACCUGACAGCUCAGGAUUUUACCAGGCUGGGUAAACUCUCAUGCCUGGCAGACCCAAAGGACCUCCUUGUGUACAAAGGCACUGAGGCUUCCAGUGUCAUCCAGGACAUCGUUAUGAACUGCACACGUGAGGGACUCAACCUGUCCAACCAUCUGAUUUCCAGUUUGUUACUGAACAGCACAGAAUUGAAGGCCCCCUCCUCGCUCAGUCCUGCUCAGCUGGCAGAGCUCCCACACCUCCUGCCCUUGCUGGGUGUGACUUUCCUGCAGGGCCUCACACCAUCACAGCUGCAUGCUGUCCUCCCUGCCCUCGACUCUGUUUCCUUCAGCCCUGCACAGGCUUCUGUAAUUGUAGACAAACUGUCUUCGACUACCACACUGACCGCUCCAGGCCAGCUGCAGGAGCUCGGCUCCCUCAUCAUGGGAAUGAAGACAGAGACCUUGUUGACCCUCACCUCUGACAGGCUGCUGUCAUCUCUGCCCGCCAUGGCCCAGCACACACCAGGCCUCAGCCCACCACAAGCCAACGCUAUCGCCACCAAACUAUGGGGCUUCCCAGAAGUGGUUAGUUGGUUGGAUGAUGUGGAGCCUUUGCUCUAUUGCACGCCUCUGCUCAGUGUCCUGGCCAGGACCCGUCUGCUUGUGAACAACAGCAUCAAUCUAUCCACAAAACCCUGGAAUACACAGCAGGCCAAAGCAAUUUUCAGAGAGGUGCUUGAUAAUAAACCAAACAUGGUCAAACAACAUUUUCUGAGUCUGGGAACACUGGGUCAAGGUGUGAACUGCAAGGUCUUAAAGGAACGGUUUCAGGCUGAUUCGUCACCGUCCGCAGUCAUAAGAAUCCUGGCCGUCCUCAGACAGCAGCCUGGUCCUCUUCACACCUCACUGAAAAAGUGUGUGAUUGAGGAGCUGUAUCAGCUGGAGUUCUUCUCUGAGCUGCUUAAAAAUCUUGGCGCUGAGAUUGCCCUGUCCAUGCCUGUGAGCACUAUUAAGAAGUUUCCUGCAGAUAUGAUGGACACUCUGAGGAAGAUGAUUAUUCAGGACCCUCGUCACUUUCUCUUGCUGGCUAGAACAAAACAGGAGCUGCUGGUGGACAAAGUGGUGCAGGGGAUGGGCAUGUACACAGGGGUGUUCACUGAGGAGGAGUUUCGUUCACUGGGCGUUAUGGCACCGUUUGUGGGGGAUGAGGUUUUCAUUCAGGUGGACCGCAGCUUCUUCAUUGACAACCUUUAUUUUCUUCUGGGGCUCUGCUACACCAGGAGCAAGAUGGACAUAGUGGCUCGUAUCCUGCAAGACCCUGCCGCCUUUGGCUCGGUCAAGAACUGGAACCAGACAACACUCAGUCAGGUGGACCGCUUUCUCUUCUUCCUGCCUGAGAGCAGUCUGCAGGAGAUUUCCAUGGCGUUGAUGACCGUGGGGAAUAUAGAGAAACUGUUCAUGAACCAGCGUCAGUGGGAACGUGGCGAUGUGGGGAGCCACUGUUUGAACGAGAACGAGAGGAUGGAAUUUUUUCAAAAGCAGCAGUUUGUCCUUCAGUUUUUCCUGGGCUUCCUCAAAAUAAAUCCUCUGUCACCGACUCCUAUGGUUCCUUCCUGUGAGAUUCUACAUACAAUAGCUCCCGCUGCCUGGACCUCCAGCAGUCUGACGAGCAUGUCUCCAUCCGCUUUCUCCAACUGUCUGGAGCUAAUGGGUCAUGACCCGUUUCUUGCAUCCUACCAACGCAACCAGGUGCUCAAGAAGGUCAAACAGAUAUACGGCCCCGUUUCCUCCUUCUCCCAGUCUGUGAUCUCUCAGCUGGGUGGAAUAGCGAUAGAACUGACAGUAGAGGAGCUGAGUAGCCUCCGAUUGACUGAGCGGAGGAGCAUCGCUGCUCUGGGUGCUGUCAGCAAUUGGAGCAACAGACAGCUGGCUGCACUCUUUACCACCGUGUUAAACUCCACCAAACAGAGUCCGAGCCAGCUUGACUCCAGCACACUGGUGGCCAUGGGGUAUAUUGUGUGCGGAGCUAAAACCGCAGAGAUUAACUCUUUCAAUGCCGUAGAAUUCAGUAAGGCGGUGCUCUGGCUGGGUCAGCUGACACUGCCCUGCUCAGAGGAGCAGCUGGAGGCGCUUGUUGGGCUGCUGACCCACAGCCUUGCUUUUGGACCCAUAAGCUCAUGGGGAACUGAUGUCUUCAUUGAGAUCGGGGUUCUAGCAGCUGGUCUCCCAGACUUCCCCAUGUCAGCUUUGGUGAAAGAGCAAAUCGAAGGAAUCACACCUAUGGCUAUUUCAAUAAUACCACCUGCACGGUUUUAUGUGGCAUUAAACCACAGACAGAUCAGCAUGUUCUCCUAUGAGCAGGCGACUGCAGUAACAAAUGAGCAGCUGUCUGUUCUGUCAGAUGUUCAGAGGACAGCCCUGGCUAUGGUGCUGACACCCUGGGAGAACAGGCCUGUAGACUUCAGAGGGAAGUCACUGGGGCUGGCGCUGAGCCACAGUCCUGUGUGUCUCAUACUGGGACUGCUGAUGCUGCUGAUUGUCCUGCCCUGCCAUGACCUGAUCUGCCCUGGCACAUGACCCCACUCACCCCUGCUGGAUCAGGAGACACCUCCUUGGCCACAGAACCAAGAUGAUCUCAUUGAUCUGUGCAAUAACAUACCUCUUUGAAAUAGGCAGCACUUCAGGAUUUCUAUACUGUGUCCAGGAAGACUUUUGUGCAGUUAUCACUUUAACAUUUUAACAUUGAGCACAAAACAAACCAAAUUAAAGGUUUAAUUCAAAGAAAAAAAACAUUUUCACAGUAUAAACAAUAAAUCCAUCAAGUCUUACCAACAUCCAUAGGAUUAUUUUAAUUAUUUAUUUAUUUAUAUUUUGAUAAACCUGUAUGAACCCUACUGUCCUGAUGUAUCCUUCUCAGGGAUGUGACGCCAUACCCAGAAAAGCAACCCAAACACUUAAAAAUAUUAAACAGUUAUUAUAAAGUCAUUAUUAACUAAUCAAAGUUGUCUUGCAAACCUACAAAGUUAUAUAUAUUUUUGUGAAAUUAUAUAAUAUUUUGGUCAGAGUAAGAGCAUUAAUCUUUGCUACAUUUAUAUAUCGAUUGUCAGUUGAUUACAUAAUACCCAAUAAGACCUGAUUUAUUAGUAUUGGUCAACUUCAGUCUAUUUUGCUGUGAGUUUUGUAUUGUUGUGCACACUUUCUGGUGUGAUAAAUAUAGACCUAAAUUAUUAAAGUGAAGCACUCUCA
Seriola aureovittata is the source of this 7670-nucleotide messenger RNA. RefSeq names its product stereocilin 1 (gene strc1). The record is from RefSeq and is a predicted model, not a curated record. Gene Ontology annotation, cellular component: kinocilium; stereocilium tip; cell surface. Lineage: Eukaryota; Metazoa; Chordata; Actinopteri; Carangiformes; Carangidae. Gene Ontology annotation, biological process: cell-matrix adhesion. The transcript is spliced from 29 exons. The coding region runs from base 888 to 7001 and encodes 2037 amino acids.